This is a messenger RNA of Gregarina niphandrodes, 1353 nucleotides long. Its product is annotated as putative histone-binding protein. Gene Ontology annotation, molecular function: histone binding. Gene Ontology annotation, biological process: regulation of gene expression. The record is from RefSeq and is a predicted model, not a curated record. The coding region runs from base 1 to 1353 and encodes 450 amino acids. Gene Ontology annotation, cellular component: nucleus. The transcript has 2 exons. Lineage: Eukaryota; Apicomplexa; Conoidasida; Eugregarinorida; Gregarinidae.
AUGGAUGAACGCAAGAGCUGGCAAGAUAACACGGGACUCCUUUAUGAGUUUCUGAAUAACUACAGUUGCGAGUGGCCCGCAUUGUCUUUGGAGUGGUUAAGUACUCAACCUGGGUCUGAUUCUUUUCCAGUUGCUGAGUUCUUAUUGGGUACUUGCGCAGAUGGUCCGCGUGAGAACUACGUGUAUUUGGUGGAUGUGACAUUGGGUGGUCCUCACGGUGUGAGUAUGGAAAAUCGUGAGUACGGAGUGCGCUCGGAUCGAAUGGGUUUCGAAUAUGGCGAGGGUAAGCCGGUGUACAACAUCCGGAAGCGUAUUCAUAUCCCGUUGGGUGAGAUCCAUCGAGCUAGAGCGAGUCGGGUGGAGGGGUCAUUAUUAGCAGGAUGUGUUUGUGCAUCAGGUGAAAGCAUAGUGUUCGAUCGUUCGGUUCCGAAAGAUACGGAGCCGAUUGAUGCGGGUUUGCGUAUUAAGGAGGGUGAUGGUCAUGAGAGUGUGGUAGCUCGAUUAUGUGGUCAUGACUCUGCGGCAUGGGGUUUAGCUUGGUCGUUGUUUGAUGGUGAGCAAUUGUUAACUUCGUCAGAUGACCAUCGAAUUUGUACGUGGAAUUUGCACAAGUCACCGCAUGAUACAUCAGGCGGUAAAAGUGCCUGGAAGGCUGCGAAGACCAUAACACCCGUCAGUACCUACAGCACAGGUCAUACUAAGGCCGUCCAGUGUGUCAUACCACAUAUUGAUCAUCCUGCUAUGUUUAUUAGCGCUGGUGAUGACGGUCAAAUCUGCGUAUGGGAUGGACGGAUCAGCGAUCAUGAACAUGCCUUUUUCCCUGUCGUCAAGGACCCAACAGACGCCUUCAAUGCCGUUUCUCAGAACAAGUUCAAGGCACACCUUCUAGCCACUGGUGGUACCGGAACUGAUGUCUGCAUAUGGGACAUCCGCAAUUGUGGUUACCCUCUCGCACGACUCUCACAUCAUGACAAAGGAUCCAACGCCGUCGCGUUUAAUGAACAUAGAGACUACCUACUUGCUUCCGCAGGCGCCGAAGGAAAAGUCGUCGUCUGGGAUCUUAGAGAUAUCGGGAAAGAACAGUCAGCAGAAAACGCACAAGACGGACCGCCCGAACUACUCUUCGUCCACCAAGGACACACAACUGCAGUACAAGAUAUCUGCUGGGCACCAGACGAAGAACACGAAUUCCACAUCUCAUCUGUAUCCGAUAAUAAUGAAUGGCAAUUGUGGUCAUAUGUAAGACACAUGCUGUGUAUCAAGGACACGGCACGCCGUCUACACGCAGUCAUCUCAUGUACCCAUGCUUUGUACCCAUGUUUUGUACCCUUGUCGUGUAGUCUUGUCGUGUAG